Messenger RNA from Phoenix dactylifera (date palm), 3647 nucleotides. RefSeq names its product C2 and GRAM domain-containing protein At5g50170. The record is from RefSeq and is a predicted model, not a curated record. Lineage: Eukaryota; Viridiplantae; Streptophyta; Magnoliopsida; Arecales; Arecaceae.
CAAGAAUUCGGUUUGUCUCGCACCUCCCAGCGGUUAUCCACCCGCCGAGCAACGUGUCACGCCCCCUCCACCUCCACAUUUUACCCGGGAUGCAUUCCGGACCCCUCCCUACUCGCCCCGCCGCCCUCCUAUCUUCUUCCCCCCCGCGAUCCCAUCUCUCUCCCCGCAAACCGCCCGCUCGCCGUCCGCUCAACCAUGAGGCUCUACGUCUACGUGCUGGAAGCCCGCGGCCUGCCCGCCGCCAAGGCCUCUAGCGGAGGCGCCGCCGCCGCCGCCGACGGCGUCUACGCGAAGCUCAAGGUGGGGAAGCACAAGUCGAGGACGAGGGCGUUGAGGGGGACCCUCGACCCCGUGUGGAACCAGGAGUUCGUGUUCCGGGUGGAGGACGACGAUGAGGGGGAGGAACUCGAGGUUGGGCUCUUCCGGGAGGCGGACGGAGGCGGCGGAGGGGAGCUACUUGGCCGCGUCCGCCUUCCCGUCCGGGCGGCUUCAGGCGAAGGGGUGCAGACCCUACCGCCGACUUGGCUCUCGCUGCAGCCCCGGCACCAUGGUGCCCAAUCCAAGGCCAAAGACUGCGGAAAAAUUCUUCUCACCUUAACAUUGUAUGGAAGAUGCAGCAGCAAUUCUGUUAACCAUACUUCUCCCCCUUGUUCAAGCCUCUACAGUAGUGCCAAUGUUAGAGAGCUAAAAGAAUCAGCUAGCACACGACAUAAUGUUCUACGAGGCACAGAAUCUCCUACCAUGACAAAUAUGAGUAAAUCAAUUUCUGUUGUAGAACAAACACCAUCGCUUCAAGCUCAUGUUGGCCAUUUAACAGAGAGACAUCCCAGUAAGAAUGAAGCAAGCUUCUCUGUUGUUUCUAGAAAUCAUGAUUUGUUGGAGUUAUCUGAUGUGCUUUCUGGAGAUGAGAGCAACAAAGAUGCAAAUGUCUUGUUUGAAGAUGCUAUGGAGAUCAUGCAAACAAGGGAAGAAACGAAUAUGCCAGAAAAUCUUGAAGGGGGCAUUCUUCUUCAGCAAGCAUACAUGAUUGAGACCAAGGAUCUAAACUCUUUCUUAUUUAAACCUAAUGCACAAUUCAGGAGAGAGCUUGCAGGACUGCAGGGAACCACAAACUACGAGGAAAAACCAUGGAAAUGGGAGUGCAAGGAUCCACCAUGUUUAGGAAGGCUGGUUACUUACACAAAAGCUUCAACAAAGUUUGUAAAAGCAUUCAAUGCCAUAGAAGAGCAGACAUAUAUAAAAGCAGAUGGGAAAAAUUUUGCAGUUUUGACUCGUGUCAGCACGCCAGAAGUCCCGUAUGGUAAAUGCUUUCAGGUUGUUUUGCUCUAUAAGAUAAUGCCUGGUCCGCAACUAUCUUCAGGUGAAGAAAGCUCUAAUUUUGUUAUAUCUUGGAAUCUUGAGUUUAACCAAAGCACUGUAAUGAAAAGCAUAAUUGAGGGAACUGCUAGACAGGGACUGGAGGACAGCUAUGAAAGCUUUGCUGACUUGCUAUCUCAAUAUACUAAACCAGUUGUCUCAUCAGAGCUGCUAAUGGACAAAGAGCAGUUGUUGGCACCAUUGCAGCUUGAUCACCAAUCAGAUUGGAGAUUGGCUGUCGAGUACUUUUGCAGUUUUACAGUAGUUUGUACCAUAUUUAUGUGUUUGUAUGUUCUUAUGCACAUUGUUUUCUUACGACAUGGUGCAAGCUGGGGACUGGAAUUUAAUGGUUUAGAUUUGCCUGACACAUUCGGUGAGCUGAUCAUCUCUGGGAUUUUGUUUCUUCAAGGGGAGCGCAUUUUCAAUAUGAUUUCACAUUUUGUGCAGGCAAGAUUACAAAGAGGUAGUGAUCAUGGAGUGAAAGCACAGGGUGAUGGGUGGCUUCUUACUGUUGCUUUAAUUGAAGGGUGUAAUUUACCGUCAGCAGCUUCAUCUGGUUUUUCAGAUCCUUAUGUGGUGUUCAGCUGUAAUGGUGAAACUAGAACAAGUUCUGUCCAGCUUCAAACACUGGAUCCUCAAUGGAAUGAAAUACUGGAGUUUGAUGCGAUGCAAGAGCCACCAUCUGUGUUAGAUGUUGAAGUUUUUGAUUUUGAUGGUCCGUUUGACCUGGCAGCCUCUCUUGGGCAUGCAGAAAUAAAUUUUCUGAAGCACUCGUCUGCUGAGCUGGCUGACAUGUGGAUACCCCUUAAGGGUAAACUGGCUCAAACAUCUCAGAGCAAGCUUCAUUUAAGAAUUUUCUUGGACAACACAAAGGGAAUGGAAACUGUAAAGGAAUAUCUAACGAAGAUGGAGAAGGAAGUUGGGAGGAAGUUAAACAUCCGGUCACCACACAGGAAUUCAACAUUCCAGAAGCUCUUUGCUCUACCACCAGAAGAAUUUCUCAUCAAUGAUUUCUCGUGCUACUUGAAGAGAAAGAUGCCAUUGCAGGGCAGGCUUUUCUUAUCUGCAAGAAUUGUUGGAUUCUACGCCAAUCUAUUUGGUCAUAAAACUAAAUUUUUUUUUCUCUGGGAAGACAUUGAGGACAUUCAAGUGAUUCCUCCUUCUUUUUCAACAUUUGGGAGCCCAGCUUUACAGAUAAUCUUGAGGAGUGGUCGAGGCCUUGAUGCUAGGCAUGGUGCAAAGUCUCAAGAUGAAGAAGGAAGGUUGAGAUUUCAGUUUCAAUCAUUUGUAUCAUUCAACAUAGUAAGCAGGACGAUCAUGGCUCUCUGGAGAACAAGAGCCUUGAACAUUGAACAGAGAGCUAAGAUGGAAGAAGACCAACAGAAUCAUGCUCUAAGAUCAGUUCAGAUUGAAGAUAGUGAGACUUUAUUGAAGUUUGAAGACAUCAACUUUUCAGAGGCUUACUCUUCGGAAGUUCCUCUCCAUGCAAAUUUGCUUAUGGAAUUAUUUGAGGGGGGGAAUUUGGAGAAGAAAAUUAUGGAUAAAGUCGGCUGUCUUAAUUACUCGGUGACUCAGUGGGAGGUUGUAAGAUCCAAUGUUUAUGAAAGACACAUACGUUAUAAGUUCAAUCGCCAUGCAUCUAUUUUUGGUGGUGAAGCAGUUAGUAGCCAACAAAAAACCCCUACAGCAGAUGGUAAUGGGUGGAUUGUAGAUGAAGUCAUGACUAUCCAUAAUGUCCCAUUUGGUGAUCACUUCCGGGUCCAUUUGAGAUACAAGAUUGAGACCUUGCUACAUGUCUCUUCAACAAGCCGAUGUGAUGUUUUUGUUGGCAUCGAAUGGAUAAGAAGUACAAAAUUUCAGAAGCAGAUAACAAGAAAUGUAUGUGAUAAACUAGCUCAUAGGUCAAAGGAUAUAUUUGAACUGGCAGAGAGAGAGCUUCUUUCUGCAAAAGCACAAGAUUAGGUUACCUAGAGAAUGGUGCUCCUUAGUUGCGUAUUAACUGAUUGUCAUGAUAGCAGUGAGAAAUUUGAAAUAUAGCACCAUUCAAUUCAGGAAGCAUUUGUACAUUUGUUGAGUUGAUUAAGCAAACUGGAUGCUAGAAUAUAUGACGUUGUUCUUUUGGGUAUUUACCAAGCAGAUCAUCAUUUAGGCUGGAAAUAUUAACUUGUAGACAUGAGAGUAGUUAUGCUUCUCAGUUGACUGUUUUGGUUCCUAAAAAUGGGAUGACGGUCAACAAAAGGUAUAUUUUGGCAUUGAAUGGAAUAUCUAUAUGCUGCGUGAGUUCCACUCCA